UUGCAUUUCUCAGCCCAACUCCUGACACCAUGGCCUGUUGCUCCACCAGCUUCUGUGGGUUUCCCACUUGCUCCACUGGUGGGACCUGUGGUUCCAACUUUUGCCAGCCAACCUGCUGCCAGACCAGCUGCUGCCAGCCAACUUCCAUCCAGACCAGCUGCUGCCAGCCAACUUGCCUCCAGACCAGUGGCUGUGAGACUGGCUAUGGCAUUGGUGGCAGCAUUGGCUAUGGCCAGGUGGGCAGCAGUGGAGCUGUGAGCAGCCGCACCAGAUGGUGCCGCCCUGACUGCCGCGUGGAGGGCACCAGCCUGCCUCCCUGCUGUGUGGUGAGCUGCACAUCCCCAUCCUGCUGCCAGCUGCACUAUGCCCAGGCCUCCUGCUGCCGCCCAUCCUACUGUGGGCAGUCCUGCUGCCGCCCAGCCUGCUGCUGCCAGCCCAUCUGCACUGAGCCCAUCUGCGAGCCCACCUGCUGUGAGCCCACCUGCUAAAAGCCACACUGCUCAUUUAAAAUUGCCCAGGACACAGUAUCUCUGAACAAUUUAUCGCCUCAACCCACCCAUGGACAGCUAACAAGUUCUUAGUCUCCCGUUUGGGUUUUUGUUAUGGGCGCUACCAAGUAUAUGAGUUCUGUCUGAUUCCAUUCUGCAAUGAAUAUCUUGACUUUCCAUGGCAGAUGCUGCAUACCACCUGCUCAUCAUCAAAUUGCUAUGGUUAUACUAUUUCUGAUUUUCAUGCAAGGUUGAAUAUUGCUGACAUAUUGUGGAAUUUAUCCUUUUGAACUGUCCACAAGCCUAUUUCUCCUGCUUUAUGAUCUUUUUAGCUUCUGUUUGUCCCCAAAUUCUUGCAACAUCAAAGGCACCAGAGUAUAGCUAAGUGACAUCUUCAGAUGUCACCAAUGAGAUUAGAAGCUCUUCACCCAAUGUUCAGCUUCUAAGAAGGAGACUAGACUUUCCCAUAUUUCAGCAUCUGAUUCCAUCCUCCCCUUUGCCUGUUGGCUAUUUCAAUUAUAUCUGUGAUUCAAUGUCUUCUGUCAUUUGUUAUUAAAUGUUACAUACUGGGCAAAGAAA
Molecule: messenger RNA, 1067 nt
Organism: Odocoileus virginianus texanus
Lineage: Eukaryota; Metazoa; Chordata; Mammalia; Artiodactyla; Cervidae
Product: keratin, high-sulfur matrix protein, B2D
Cellular component (GO): keratin filament
Source: RefSeq, a predicted model, not a curated record